Molecule: messenger RNA, 1618 nt
Organism: Vitrella brassicaformis
Lineage: Eukaryota; Vitrellaceae
Source: the annotation of a GenBank genome assembly
CUGAAACCGGUGCUGCUGUCGGAACGGGAAGAUGAAGAAAGCAAGAAAUACCGCCAACUUCCAUUGACAAGUCCCUGAAGGCCGCCCAAAGUUCCUUUUUUUUUCGUCGAAUCGAUGGUGACGCUUGAUGGUUCAAGAGCGCGUGGCAGCUCUCGGCGGUCCGGGAGGCGGCAGUACGAGCGGCUCCUGCCGCCGCUGGUGCUGGUGCUGGGGCUGCUGCCGUGCGUCGUCGGGGUGCGGACAGAAAGAAAACCACAAUGACUGCCGCAAUGGCAAGGACUGACUGACCUGAUGAUUUGUUCUUUCUGUGCUGUUGUUGUAUGUGUGCAGGAUUAUGGCAACUUGUGUCGGUGCAUCUGUGACGGCCUCAGUGCCAAUCUGACGGUGACACACACAAGACAGACAGACAGACGGACGGACAAAGGGGAACGCACACACUGUCAGGCAGGCAGGCAGUGUGAGUGCGUGUGAUUGCGGGACGUGUGUGGUGUGUGGGUGGGUUGGUGGGUUGGUGUGUUGUUUGUGUUAGGUGGUGAUACCAUCGAUGACGGGUUGCAAGGAGUGCAACAGCGCCAUGUGCAUAUCCCACUUCCCCGAAGACUGUGUCCAGGGCACUACCAUCAACGCACACUGCAUCAGUAAGUCAGUCAGGCAGUCAGUAAGGGAGGGAGGGAAAGAUCUCGAUGACCAGCUUUAGCUUAGCUUACUCAGCCGGCCAUCCAUCCAUCCAUCCAUGUGUGGUGUGUAUGGUGUGUUUGGUUGGUGUGGUGUGUGCUUUGUCGUCUUGUCCGUCCGUCCGCAGAUCGUCAUGCGUGGAUGCCGCGGCUGGUCAUAACCUCCAUGUUCGCCACCAUUGGCCUCCUCAUCAUUCUCGGUCAGUCAGUCAGCCAGUCACCUUUAAAGCCAUUAGUUAGAUCCAUCACCACAACCAACCAACCAACCAGCCAACUCCCUCCCUCCCUCCCUCCCUCCUCAAUCCAUUCAUCCAUCCGUUCGGCUGUCCCUUUAUCUAUCUCAUAUAUCAGGUCUGGCCAAGCACUACAUCCCCUCCCUCGGCCCCGCUCUUAGGAUAGAGCACAACCGUGGUCGGACGGAGAGCCAGGAGUUCACCGUGGGCACCCCUGCCGCAUCCACUGCCGCGACUGCAGCAACGGGGAGGACAGCGGGGCCGCCGCCGGACGUGGGGGUGGGGGGGAGGAAGGUCUCACCCACAUGACAGACAGACAUGAGUGAGUGAGAUCCGCUUGUGGGGUGGUGGGCCGGCUUCCUCUCUCUGGCGAGCUGCAGGAGGGAACAAGGGCGCGAGGGAGAGUUUUCUCGUCUGGUGGUGGCGGUGUGUGGCGGGGUGUCCUGCCUGCCUCAGCCAGCCAGCCGUUCUUACACACUGGUGUCGACAGCGUGGCUGCUUUGCCUUACUGGUUGACACGGUUGUACAGACAGUCUUACUGACUUGUCCAUUCUGCGUGCGUGAGUUCGUGUGUGACAUGGUAUUCAUUACACUGACAUGACGUGACAUAAACACUUUAUCGCUCUAGGGGGCGAGUGUGCGGGUUUCAUUUCUUGUACCCCUCAAGAAGACCUCCAUCGCCAGGAUCGAGGCACCUAAACAAAAACUGAG